CAACAAACAUGAAUAAAAGAAAGUUUAAUCCAUCACUAAAAAUUCAAAAUAACCCUGAGGACCAAAAUCUUAUAGUUCCAGUUUACGUUAAUCAGAAAUUCGAAUUCUCAGAUGAGAUAAAAAAUGUCAAUGAUCAUGUAUCUCAUAUGGAAGAGCUUUUUGGUGAUGUUGUUAUCACAAUUGAUCCGAUAUAUGAUUCAACAUUUAGAUACCAAUCGGAUAAGAUUCAAGAAUUUACAACUAUCCUUCGAAAAUUUAAUCCACAAACUUUUCUCAAC
This is a messenger RNA of Racocetra fulgida, 278 nucleotides long. Lineage: Eukaryota; Fungi; Glomeromycota; Glomeromycetes; Diversisporales; Gigasporaceae. The record is from the annotation of a GenBank genome assembly.